Messenger RNA from Paramecium sonneborni, 2260 nucleotides. The record is from the annotation of a GenBank genome assembly. Lineage: Eukaryota; Ciliophora; Oligohymenophorea; Peniculida; Parameciidae.
AUGAUUCUUAAACGAUGCAAUUCAAAUGAGGGUUUUAACUCAUCCAAUGAUGAUGAUGACGAUUUUGAUUAAUUAAAAACAAAAUUCAAAACCUUGGAUUAUAGUGAAGAAUAUGAUAAACAAGAGGAAAAAUAAAAAUUAAAUUCUAAAUCUAUCUAACAAUGUAGAAAUUUAACCUUAAUUACUUCUGGGUUAUCAUUUAAUAAUUAAACUAUAUUCUUAGGUUAACUAUUUUACAAUACAAAUUAAUUACACAAAUUAAUAGAAAACAAAGAUCAUUCAAAUAAUUUUGAAUUUUAACCUUAAACAUAAAGACCAUUUGUUGGAAUGCUGAAAUAAGGAAUAUAAUUUAAUUCUAAUUUUGAAUCUGGAAAUUUAGAUAGAGUUGAUUAAGUAAUAUUUUAUAUAAAAAGUAGAUUUCAAAUGAAGAAUAUAAUUUAUUCAUGAGAAUUGAUACAAAUUCUAUCGGACAUAGUAACUGGUUUUAUUUCAAAACUACAAAUAAUGAAUAGAAAAAAAUUAAAUUUAAUAUUUGCAACUUUACUAAAUCUUAAAGCUUAUAUUUAAAAGGCAUGAAACCCUAUAUUUUAUCAAAAAAAGGGUCAGAAAAGCAUUUUACAUAACAAGGAGAAUUUGUAAAAUAUUAAUCAUAGGGAGAUCUUUUUGUUUUAUCUUUUGUUUAUUAUUAUGAGUAUGUAGAUGAUUAAGUUGAAUUUGCUACUCUUCCUCCAUAUACAUAUUCAGAAUUAAAAAGAUAAAUUUUUAAAUGGCAUAAAUAAUCCAAACAGUAUCUUAUGAAAUUAAAAUUAACAAAUACUCUAUCUGGUCUUGUGAUGCCUCUUCUUAUUAUAUCUGAUAAAAACUCAGAUAUAAAUAAACAAGUUUUCAUUAUAACUGCUCGAAUUCAUCCUUCUGAAACUUGUAGUUCAUUUAUUAUGUAAGGAUUUAUUUAAUUUUUAUUAAGUGAAUCUAUUAUGGCAUAAUUUUUAAGAAAAAAGUAAAGUAUAAUAAUAUUAUUAUAGUUUCAUAUUUAAAAUCAUUCCAAUGUUAAAUCCUGAUGGAGUUAUUGUUGGAAAUUUUAGAAAUGGGUUAAGUGGAGUUGAUUUGAAUAGGUAAUUUUUAGAAACUGAUAUGACACUAUUACCAGAAGUAAAAGCUUUGAAAGAUUUAAUAUAAGAUAAUUCUACAAAAUUAAUAGGUUAUUUAGAAUUUCAUGGCCAUUAAGUAAGAAAAAAUAUAUUUCUGUAUGGCCCUUAAUCCAGUAACUAAAACUAUGAUUCUAAAUUAUUUCCUUUAAUUCUGCAACAAAGGCUUGAAUCUUUUAGAUAUAAAUCAUGCGAAUUUGGAAUUCCUAAAUUUAAAUUUGGAACUGCUAGAGCCUAUGCAAAUAAUUUUGUUGAUGUUUUUUGCUAUACUAUAGAAGCAUCUUUUUGUGGUUAUUAAAAAGUAAAGUCGUUUAAAUUUAUAUCAAAAGAUUGGAUUUAAGCUGGAAAAUGCAUUGGAGAAACUUUAUUUUUAUAUUUCAAUUUUAAAUAAUCAAAUUCAAAGCAAUUAAGUAAGACUCUAUUUAAUUAUUAAUAGAAUAAAGUUAAAUUUGGAAAAGUAUAAAUGAAAUGUUUAGCAAAGUAGAAUAGACUGAAACAAAACAUGAAUCUGAUGAUGAAAAUAAAAGUUAAUCAGAUGCAGAAAUCUUUGAAGAUUAUGAGAAAGCUAAGUUGACAAAUUUACAAAAUUAAAUGAAGGCUGAAUUAAGUUAAUAGAAUGUUGUUGCAAUUAAUAAAGAAGAUUCCUAAAGAAAACGUAUGAAAGCUUAAACUGUGUCUAAAAAAAUUAAAAUUUAACCUAUUUUCAGGAUGAAUAAAUGUAAUUAAAUUUAUUAGUUAAAGUUCAAAGAAAGCAUAUUUUAUAUCCUGAAUUAAAUAUUUAAAAUUGGGAGUUUUCUAAUAAAUCAAAUUAAUCAACUGAAAAUAAGGUUACUUUUUAAUAAAAAAGAAAUAAUAAAAAUAAAAUUUCUUUAUCAUUUAGAUUUGCAUCAAGCAAUAGAAAUACCUCUUUUUAAGAAACAUCCCCUGUUAAUUAAAUCCCAUAACAAAUAACUGGUACUUAAUAAAUUCCAAAAACCAAUCCUAUAUAAAUUUCAUAAAAAUUGACUUCUAAUAACUUUCCUUUCUUGGAAAAUAAUAGUUAAAUAUCAAUCCCAUUAUAUUUACCAUUAAUUUCAAAUCUAAUUAAAAAAAAAAGAACUAUGACAUUGAAUUGA